Penicillium mononematosum is the source of this 246-nucleotide messenger RNA. RefSeq lists its product as uncharacterized. The record is from RefSeq and is a predicted model, not a curated record. Lineage: Eukaryota; Fungi; Ascomycota; Eurotiomycetes; Eurotiales; Aspergillaceae. The transcript is spliced from 2 exons. The coding region runs from base 1 to 246 and encodes 81 amino acids.
AUGACCCCCGGUCCCACGAAUGUGGAGCUGCCUAGCGCUGCCCACCAUGGCCAAUGGCCAUUGAAUCUUCAGUUGGGGACCCCCCUUAACCUCUCGUCCACUCCCGUUAGGGGAAAGGUGUACCAGGCAAAGGGCACCUACGACUACACAUUGUGGUAUGGAGAUAAGAGUGGCGCAGACAAGGCCAUUAACUUCAUACUUGUUGAGGCGAAAAAGCUUGACCUUGCUAGCCAAGGCGACGACUAG